Molecule: messenger RNA, 1260 nt
Organism: Tripterygium wilfordii
Lineage: Eukaryota; Viridiplantae; Streptophyta; Magnoliopsida; Celastrales; Celastraceae
Product: arogenate dehydrogenase 1, chloroplastic-like
Exons: 7
Coding region: 296-1090 (264 amino acids)
Biological process (GO): L-tyrosine biosynthetic process
Molecular function (GO): prephenate dehydrogenase (NADP+) activity; NAD+ binding; arogenate dehydrogenase (NADP+) activity
Source: RefSeq, a predicted model, not a curated record
UUCUCUUGGUAUUUUAAAAAAAAAGAAAAAACCUGAUAAAAGCAUUAGCUAUCUACACAAAGAGACCAAAAUCAAUGACGUUAACUAGUACAUUAAUUAAGGGGCGUUGUACGUCCCAGGUUAACUGGAGAAAGGGUGGCUCAGAUAUAUUGGAAGUUGACUUGGAACCCUAGUCUAGCACGGCUCUUAAAGACUACCCAAUUAACGCCUCCUCCCCUUAUAUCGCUGCAUUUCUCAUCCACCUCUCCCUCUCUCUCCCUCUCUCUCUCUCUCUCUCUCUCUCUCUCACUGCACCAUGUCUGGUUCAAAUGCUUCCUCUCUGUCAUUUACAGCUCUGAAAAUUGGUAUAAUAGGGUUCGGCUCUUUCGCACAGUUCCUAUCAAAAACCAUGAUCAAACAGGGCCAUAUUGUAAGAGCAACUUCACGAACAGAUUACUCUCAACUUUGUGACCAUCUGGGCAUCUCCUUCUUCAGGGAUACAGAGGAAUUCCUUGAAGCUGACAACGAUGUCAUAUUGAUCUGCACAUCAAUCCUAUCUCUAUCAAAGGUGCUCGAGUCGAUGCCACUCCAUCGCCUAAAGCAGCCAACCCUUUUCGUCGAUGUGCUCUCGGUCAAAGAAUACCCAAGAGAUGUUCUAUUGAAAGUAUUGCCAGAGGAAUCAGAUAUACUUUGCACUCACCCUAUGUUCGGGCCAGAGAGUGGGAAAGAAGGGUGGAAAGACCUAGCUUUUGUAUACGAGAGAGUUCGAAUAAGGAAUGAAGCUACAUGCUCAAGCUUUCUCCAAAUCUUCAGAAGUGAGGGUUGCAAAAUGCUGGAAAUGACUUGUGAAGAACAUGACAAAAUGGCUGCUAGGAGUCAAUUUGUCACUCAUACCAUUGGCAGGGUUUUGUCAGAAACAGACAUUGGGUCCACAUCUAUCAACACAAUGGGCUUUGAAGCACUUCUUAAAGUGAAAGAAGACACUGUGAAAGAUAGUUUUGAUCUUUUUAGUGGUCUAUACAUUUACAAUAGGUUUGCCAAACAAGAGCUAAAUAACCUAGAACUUGCCUUCCAAGAAGUUAGAAAGAAGCUGAUGGAGCAGAUAAAUUAAGAACAGAACAUGAAUGAGGCCAAACCUAAAAUGUGGAAGAGUCUUGUCGACUGAAAUAUGUGUGUGUAUAUAUCUCUUGUGCCUUUUUUCCAAGUUAAAGGAUUUGCAAACUAUAGAUGAUUGAAGGUCAGGCAUAUUUUCAUUCCAUGCAUAGGACUUUAGCUUUUGUU